GUUUCCUACUGUCGUGAAUUCCCUAACUGCAGCCAAAGCUGUCACACGUACGGUAGCUACAUUGAAAUCAAAUUUGCACAAGCUGCUGCAGAAAGAAAAACAAUGGCAGACGAAGAGAAUCUACCUUCUGGUUGGGAGAAAAGAAUGAGCCGUAGUUCAGGCAAAGUGUACUACUUUAACCACAUCACUAAUGCCAGUCAGUGGGAACGUCCGGUGGGAGACGGCCGUGGAGAGCCAGACAAAGUUCGCUGCUCUCACCUCCUGGUGAAGCACAACGAGUCGCGUCGUCCUUCCUCUUGGCGAGAACAGAACAUCACACGGUCCAAAGACGAGGCGCUGGAUCUCAUUCAGAAGUACAUAGAAAAGAUCAAGUCUGGAGAUGAGAAGUUUGAGUCCUUGGCUUCUCAGUUCAGUGACUGCAGCUCAGCGAAGAAUGGUGGAGAUCUGGGAUUGUUUGGCAGAGGACAAAUGCAGAAGCCUUUUGAAGACGCCUCCUUCGCUCUCAAAGUGGGAGACAUGAGCGGUCCUGUUUUCACUGACUCUGGAGUCCACAUCAUCCUACGUACAGGUUGAAAGGAACAAGCCAAACACUGUAUUUCCCUCUUAAUACACACACAGACACACACACAAGCACACAAAGUAAAACCAAACUAGACCUGUGAUUUAACUCCAUGACACAUGCCACCCAAUAAACAAAGCUUCUGGGCUGACUUGCAUUAUUUUCAAUGGGAUCAAUUCAUCCCAGGCACAUGAUACUAUUACACCUAACAUCAAGGAGAAUUGCAGAGUUUUCUUGUAGGACCUCAAGCUUUUAUUAACAAUGUCAAUAUAUAAAAACAUGAGUGCCUGUGACUCUGUUGAAGUGACGGGUUAACAGUUUCACACGAUGUGCGAAGUUUGAGAAUGCGUCGACAUAAGCGUAGAAGCUUGUGUUUUUGUAUGUGCAUGUUUUCAAGAGGACCAUUUACUGUCUGUUUUAUCUUGUUAGAUCUUCCAUUUCUGCUGUAUGUCUGCCAAAGCAGCCCCGCUAUCUGGAAGACUGCCUUGGAAAUAGAUUCAUGAUUUGUUGAAAAGACUCUCUUGCCCCUGCGCUCAAAGUGUUUUUUAUUCGUUCCCCUCAGAUGAUCAGACCAUGUAAUACAUUUUCCGAUAAUCAACUUUAAAACAAGAGCAUGUCUCCCUCCCCAUAAUGAUAUGCAAAGAUGGCCCAUUUGAAAGCUUCCAGGUUUUAACAAUCAGCUCCGCAGCUUUUAAAGGCAUCGAGUUCAGAUGAAAUGUUUCACUGUUGUAUCAUUGGAGUAAUUCUUCCUGUAAUAAAAGACUCUUUUUUUUGUA
Molecule: messenger RNA, 1335 nt
Organism: Notolabrus celidotus (New Zealand spotty)
Lineage: Eukaryota; Metazoa; Chordata; Actinopteri; Labriformes; Labridae
Gene: pin1
Product: peptidylprolyl cis/trans isomerase, NIMA-interacting 1
Exons: 5
Coding region: 103-573 (156 amino acids)
Cellular component (GO): nucleus; cytosol
Molecular function (GO): peptidyl-prolyl cis-trans isomerase activity; protein binding
Source: RefSeq, a predicted model, not a curated record